AUGUCGCUGCUCCGGACGCAGAGCUCCUUGCGGCUCUCGAGGACAUGCACCCAAAUCCCGAGAUCCACGAGACAUGUCUCUCAGACACCUUACCGGCGAAUAGGCGACCCUGACCCGAGAGCCAUCCCGGACGUCGAAGCUAUGAAGAUGACCGAAGACCAGGCGUCAAUGGUCGCCGUCGAUCACAAGCCCGGGCCGGCCGUUCAGAAAUACCACCCCGAUCACCAGCCAGAUUAUACCGCGACGGUCGACCACGGCACGUCGGCGUACUCGCCGGUACCGAGGAGGGUCAUGGACGGCAGUGAGCCGGGUCAUUUCACACCUGCGGCUGUGGUUUCGGGCGCGCCCGUGGAUCUACAGGCUCGAACAGUCAGAAUCUACAGACCCGUCCGUCCGGCCACCCAGUCCGGUACCUGGGGCUCCCAUGCAUGGCGCAUGGAUUGGGACGUGCUCGGCAAGGGCCAUCGCUGGGAGAACCCGCUGAUGGGAUGGCAGUCGUCGGCCGAUUUCAUGCAAGGGACGAAAAUUCAGUUCAAGUCAAAGGAGGAUGCCAUUGCGUUUGCGGAGAAACAGGGUUAUGAGUGGUAUGUGCAGGAGCCGCAGGAGAGGAGGGUGGUGCCCAAGGCGUAUGCGAACAACUUCCUGCAUGAGUCGGGGACGAGAUUGAAGCAUAUCAAGACGAAGUAG
Molecule: messenger RNA, 687 nt
Organism: Cladophialophora carrionii CBS 160.54
Lineage: Eukaryota; Fungi; Ascomycota; Eurotiomycetes; Chaetothyriales; Herpotrichiellaceae
Exons: 2
Coding region: 1-687 (228 amino acids)
Biological process (GO): electron transport chain
Source: RefSeq, a predicted model, not a curated record